Molecule: messenger RNA, 3086 nt
Organism: Cucumis melo (muskmelon)
Lineage: Eukaryota; Viridiplantae; Streptophyta; Magnoliopsida; Cucurbitales; Cucurbitaceae
Source: RefSeq, a predicted model, not a curated record
GAUGUGGGCGUAAGGGCUUUGUGUUUAUGAGCACUAAGUCCUCGGCGGAGAAGAAAAAGGCCUUUUACAAUCACCAAUUUUUGUAGGUACGGAUUAAGACGCCCUCUUGAGUAAAUCAGCCGAAUUGAUGGGUUUUGAAAUGGUGGAGAAACGCUGUUGCUAAUUUCACGAAUUCAUUUUUCUCCAUCAACAAAACCUAACAAACAAACUCCGCUUCUUACCAAAAAUCAUAUUCAUCUUCAUCUUCAACUGGACGGAUUGGUAAUUGAUUCUUGUUUCAAUCAGGUUAGCUUUUACUUGGGUGCUUAAUCGAUUAUCGUUCAGAUCCAUUCCACUUCAUAGCUCUUGCCUUGUACUCUUCAACUACAGUUGGGGAAUUCUUGUGGAAUCGGACUUGGGAGGACAUGUUUUCGCAGGAACUUUUUCCAUUUGGAACAUAACUUUCGUUUUCUUUUUUUUUUUUUUGGUUCAGUGUUGGAUUGUUUCUGAGGGUUUCGGGGUAUCUUCCCUUUUUAAACCGAGAGAUUCUUUUGUUGUUCUUGAUUUCUUCAGCAAAACAAAGAUUUGGAUUCUUCGAUCCUUUGUAGUGGAAUCAGGCAAUUAUACCGAUACCUAAUUGUUUCUGAUUAUUUUUUUUCCUUUUUCGAAACUAUGCAUCCCCGUCAACGUAAUACGGGAAAUGGGUUUAGGUCUGGUUCCAUGGGAGUGGGAUUAGCUUCUUCUCGAAUCUCUCCUGAGGGAUCGGUAAGGGGCCAUGGAGGAUAUGGGAAUGAUUAUCGAAACUUUAAUCACCCCAGUGGCUUUGGGCGUGGUCAGGGAUACCCCAAAUCAUAUCAAUCAUCACAGUCACUGCCUCCUCCGCGAAGAGGUGGAGGUUCUGUUGACAUUUUUAUGGAAGCAGGUCGUCUUGCAGCUGAAUACCUAGUUUCUCAAGGUUUGCUCCCAUCUAGUGUUUUGUCUGGUAAAUGGCAAGGUGGAAGUUUGAGAAGGGACUCUUCUGAAUUUCAGGAAUUGGGUCCACUUCGAGAAGAAGGACGAACAUCUACUGCUGCUCCUCCUCAUUCAGGAUAUGUUGGACCUGAUUCUGGGUCAGGUAGGAGGCAUCCAAAUGAUGAGUAUAGUUCAGCUCCAUCACGAAAUCAUUUGAGAGGACGGAGAAGAUCCACCUCUUUCCGAAGUACUGGUUCUGAUUGGAGUGGUCAGGAUUAUAGUAGGAGCAAUAAUUGCAAUGAUAGAGGUAGAGCUUCUCCAGAUACAGAGGCUUAUGAUGACACUGAUAAUCUUUAUGCUUAUGGUAAUCAACAGCAAACUGGUGAAGAAGUUGGAACUGAAUUGCAAGAUCUUAAAUCUUCCAAUUUAGAACAAAAAGGUGACACGCCUGAGGAUUCAGGACCUGAACUGGUUAAGUACCCUUUGCCAGAUGAUGCAGGCUCAAAGGCAAGUAAUUCUGCUGUUGGGAAAGAUCCUCCAUCCGAGCCAAAACUUGCUAAAGAUUCUGAUGAUUUAAGUAACAUAGAUUUGGGGUCUGAGGAGGUGAAACAUAGUACCAAUAUCAAUGAAACUGAGAAACACUGUGUGGCAGAGAAACUAUCUGUCCAGAAUGAAGCUGGUGAUGGUGAUUCCUUGGUGAAGCAAGAGACCGAUCUACUAGCAUUCUGCAGAUUUACGAAGUUCCCCACCAAAACUCGCUCUGCAUUGGCAUACAAGGUUUCUAAGGCAGAUCCUAUUACAACUGCGUCAGAACAACCUUCUGUUAUCAACACUAACAGAGAUUCUGAAACUUCACUUGACAGUAGCCCUUCCAGCUGUGCAUUAUCUGGUGCUGUAUCAGCUAAGAAACACGAUGUCGAGAAUAUAAAUUCCAAAAGUUCUAAACCCGAAGCUGUUGAAAAAGCUGGAACAAUGGAGGAGCUAUAUCCUAGAUACAGUGAGAAGGCUGGCUCUUUGUCAUCUCAAUCUUUCCAGCAUGGACCAUUUUGGAAUGAGAGCAAGGAAGAAUCUUGCCAAAGUCCUGCCGUAGUUGGAAGGAGUGAUUUGAUGUUUGAAGAAAGGGGUCAAAAGCGAUCUUUGGAUGAGAGUGAUGUAGGGGAGGGGAACAAAAAACCAAGAGAAUGGAUUCCGUUGAUGACUUCUAAGGAAGAUGAAUCCUUUGACCUUCUGAAGUUUGAUAAAACGAAAGUUAGUUCUGAGGAAAGCAAGCCAGCGUGUGAUAAUGAAGUUAUUGUAGCUGCUGACUGUGAGAACUCAGUAGAUGGUUUUCAUUUCAUUAAAGGGGGGGGUGAGCAAUGUGUUGAUUAUGCACAAGAAAAACAGCUUUUUCCAAAUUCAUUUAAGAUCUGUGACCUUAAUCUUAUGGAGGCUUCUGACAUACAUGAUAAUCACGAAAAUAAUCCUCUUCUCAUCUUCCCAUCUAUUUCUGAAACAAAAAGAGAAAUAGCACCUGUUGAUAUUGACUUGUCUAUAAGCAAUGCUACUGAAUUUGGCCAAAAUAGCGUGGUGGCUGGUGGUAAAGAGAUUGAAAUUAUUGAUUUGGAAGAUGACUCCACUGCCGAAGUAGACAAGACCUUCCAUAAUGCGGAGAGGAAGAGCGAGACUGUGUUUACUGGAUUGGAUGGCUUUCCUAACAACGCACAAAAUAAUGGAGAUAUGCCUGAUGUUCAAGAUGGCUAUGGACUUAUGAUUUCAGAGUUGCUUGGAGCAGAAUUCUCUAACUGUGGUUCUGUACAAGGAGACAUUAAUUCAAUACACAAUGAAAUGCCUCUUUCCAAUGGAGAAGGAACUCUGGCGGAUGAUGAUCUAAUUUACAUGUCCCUGGGGGAAAUUCCAUUGAGUAUGCCAGAAUUUUAAUUUCUUUUGUCCAUCAAUAUAGUUAUGUGAUCAAUCUACCAAAGGUGCUUGAACACCAUUGAAUAAGUUUAACUUAAUGUGAUGGUAGGAGUUGUGUAUUAUGCAAAAGGGAGGAUAUGCAGUUGUUUCACGCAGAUUGCGAAUGUCUAAAUUUUAUGUUGGGAAAGGAAAUAGGUGAAUAUUGUAAGACAGAAUGAUAGCUCAUGGCCUGUAUAAGCCAGUUCUCUUUACUUUCUUCA